AUGCCUAGUGCACUGUCAUAUCAGCAAGCUAUCGGACCCGUCACUCUGAAUAAUGCUUGUACUCGUUACAAGCCAAGUACUUCACAGAAAUGUCAAGCCAGCAAUUCUAUCGUGUUUCGGAGAUAUCGCAUUGGCAAUAGGCGGGAAUUUCGUUGCGUAUUUGGCCGUGGUACCGCAGAAUCUACUUCUUUUGCUGCUCAAAAAGCUGCCGAGGCAGCCUUAGCCAAACUGACUGAAUUUGGCAUUUCAGUAGUCAAAGGAUUUUGUAAUACAACUUGA
Messenger RNA from Paraglomus brasilianum, 279 nucleotides. The record is from the annotation of a GenBank genome assembly. NCBI's taxonomy places the organism in Eukaryota, Fungi, Glomeromycota, Glomeromycetes, Paraglomerales, Paraglomeraceae.